Wasmannia auropunctata (little fire ant) is the source of this 2314-nucleotide messenger RNA. It is a transcript of the gene Sar1, whose product is annotated as GTP-binding protein SAR1b. The record is from RefSeq and is a predicted model, not a curated record. Gene Ontology annotation, cellular component: endoplasmic reticulum exit site; COPII vesicle coat. The transcript has 6 exons. Bases 590 to 1171 code for a protein of 193 amino acids. Lineage: Eukaryota; Metazoa; Arthropoda; Insecta; Hymenoptera; Formicidae. Gene Ontology annotation, molecular function: GTPase activity; GTP binding. Gene Ontology annotation, biological process: endoplasmic reticulum to Golgi vesicle-mediated transport; vesicle organization; intracellular protein transport.
CAGCCAACGGGUUGGCUCUGUGGUCGGGCUGCUCUUUCUAUGGGAGGAAAAGCACUUUUCUCCGUCCCCGCGGCCUCCGUACGUUUUUUUCACAUUGGGUACGUGAAACAUACGUCAACACGGGCGAGUAACGGGCCUCCGGCUGUCGCUUUUUAACGAUUUUCUGGGAAAUCGGCCGUCGAUCUUGCGUCUCGUUGAUUCGCGAGAGAGAGAGAGAGAGAGAGACAUCGGGAGAGGCUAUAAUUGCCUGGUGUCAGUAAACGAAAGAGCGAGAGAGAAAGAGAGAGACGGAGAUCUGGUGAGCCGUUGUCUUGGGUUAAUAAAUCACGUCGUCAAUCAUAUGGCAAGAGAGAGAAUAAGCGAGUCGUCAUAAAUUCCACAUCGCAGUUCCGCCUCGUCUGCACUUCUUUUCUACACUUCGUCGCUGCAAAGCUAAGCGAGCCGUGUAAUUAGACUUGUCAGCGCGAAGAGAACACGAGGCUCCAGGAAGGUGGAGAGAAGUGCAGCCGAGAGGAAUCGGAUCGUCGAGAGUCAUUCGUUAGUUAACACUCACACACACACAGCACGUCACAUAAUCGCAGCUACAAAUAUGUUUAUUUGGGACUGGUUUGCUGGAGUGCUGAAUUAUCUUGGAUUGUGGAAGAAGAGUGGCAAGCUUCUCUUCCUAGGCUUGGAUAAUGCAGGUAAAACCACAUUGCUUCACAUGCUCAAGGAUGACCGUUUAGCUCAACAUGUGCCCACGCUACAUCCAACAUCUGAAGAAUUGUCUAUCGGAAAUAUGAGAUUCACAACCUUUGAUCUUGGGGGUCAUACUCAAGCACGUCGCGUAUGGAAGGAUUACUUCCCAGCUGUCGACGCGAUAGUGUUCCUUGUCGACGCCAGCGACAAAACAAGAUUACCAGAAUCAAAAGCCGAGCUGGAUGCGUUGCUAACUGACGAGCAGCUCAGUGCAUGUCCGGUUCUCGUGCUAGGCAAUAAAAUUGACAAACCAUCCGCGGCUUCUGAAGAUGAACUCAGAAACUUCUUUAAUCUAUAUGGACAAACAACAGGAAAGGGUAAAAUUGCUCGCAGCGAGAUACCCGGCCGUCCGCUGGAGCUGUUCAUGUGCUCAGUCCUGAAGCGACAGGGAUAUGGGGAAGGCUUCCGUUGGCUUGCACAGUAUAUCGAUUGAACGUACAUAUUACUAUACAUGACAGAUUCUCAACAGUUUCAUCAUACAUUUCCCUUUCCUGUGGUAACGGUGCCGCUACCGGGACUGUAAUCUUCACAUGAAUUCAACAGUAGGAGAGGACCGUUUCAUCGAAAAAGGAAAAAAACAAGGAACAAGCAGUAAUCGAAAUUUAAGACGAUUUUCACAAAUAGAGACACCGAGACGAUUAUUCUCGAGAACAUAUUGUAUGUACGCGCGAGGGAUAGGACAGAUUUCCUUUCUUUGACGCUGGUACACGAUAAACUCGACGAACGUCAUCUCUUUUUUUUUUUUUUUUUUUUUUUCCCGAAUACUUCGAGCUCCGUACGGAUUCUAUGGAAACCUAUCAUUUUGCGAGUCAUAUUAGGGGAAUGAUCAUUGAUACGUGCUGAAGAAUGAAAUAAAAACAUUUUGAUAAAAUAAAACUAAUAAACUAUUUAAGAAUUCCAAGUGUUUUGUAGAUUUAUUUUUAGUGACGUUAGACUCAAAGAGAAAUAAUGCAGAGUAAUAUAUCGUAUGCAAUCGUAAGUGUCGCUUUUCGAAAGUUGAGAGCUUAUAGUACGUAAAUUAUGAAGAUUUAGAUUGAUUUGUUUAACUAUAGUACUCUCUCCACAUGUGCUCUUUGCUUUUCGUUUCAUUAAUUUAAAAUUUAAUAUUUAUCACUGAAUCACUGAACGACACUGCUAAAUGACGUUUACUUUUAUGUUGUGUUUUUAUUUAUAGUCUUGCAUUUGUGCCAAUAUUUUAUAUUCUUUGAAAUUUAUCAUUUAAAAAGUGCAGGAUAUGUUGUAUGGAUAAUUUUCCCUUUUGGUAAUAGUUACGAAAAUCUAUUAAACCAAUUGAAAUUAUUAGAUAGGACAAUUGUAUCGGUUUUUUUAGCUAAUUGUGAAAUCGCGUAUCAUAAUUAACAGCUGCUAUAUUGUUUAAAUACUACGGCAUAUAUCAUGCUUGAUAUUCCAGAAUAAUCUUCAAUUAUACAUAUGUAAAUUAAGUUACUGUUAUAAGUUGAGGCUGUUCAUAACUUACAUAGAUAGCGGGAAAAUUUUGUUAAUUUGUUGAUGGUAAAUCUAGUUUAUAAAUCCUGAAGAGUUGCUUCCAAAAUAAAAACAAAGUUACAAACACGAA